UUUGGAAAGGCUGCACCUACACGACCGGGUACGGCACCUUAGUAGACCAGUAGCAUCUACUUUGGCCAACAAGGAGCGCAUGAUAGUAACAGACUACAUCAAGGACGUAGUCUGUACCUUCUCCUAUGGAGGAGGUGAGCUUAACCAAAAGAUCUCGUUCUUGGUUAGCGACGACUUGCCAUUUGAUAUCCUGUUAGGCAUGUACUACCUCGAAGUUGCUAAGCCCCAGUUCGACUGGGAUAAGAAGGUGCUCAAACACAAGUUGCCCGAAGGCCGAACUGUCAGAUUGACUAAGUUCAAGGCCAGUAGCAUUAUAGAUACCUAUGGCUGCUUGUGCGCAUCCGCGUUCUACAACUAUUACAAGCAAAACGACGAGGAGGGUAUGUACCUUGUUUAUGUCUCUGAGAAGGGGGGGGGCGUUAAAAUACCCCUAGAGAUAGAACGGGUCGUUGCUAAGUUCCCUGAUCUGUUCGAGGAGCCCACAGGAGUUGUUGAAAGGGAAGUCGUCCACGCUAUAGAAAUCAUUCCAGGGAGUAAGACCCCAACGGGAAGGAUCUAUAGGAUGGCCCCCGCCGAGUUAGAUGAACUUCGACGACAACUUAAGGAGCUGAUAGAGAAGGGUUGGAUUCGGCCUAGUACUUCCCCUUACGGAUCACCCGUUCUAUUCGUACGAAAGAAGGGGGGUACUUUGAGGAUGUGCAUUGACUAUAGAGGCCUUAAUGCCAUCACUAUGAAGAACGCAGAGCCUCUACCUCGCAUAAACGACCUAUUGGAUAGGGUGCAGGGAUGCAAGUACUAUACCAAGAUAGACUUGAAAUCCGGAUAUCAUCAGAUCGCAAUAAGACCUGAGGACCAACACAAGACAACUUUCCAAACGCGUUAUGGUCUGUAUGAGUUUGUAGUGAUGCCCUUUGGUCUUUGCAAUGCGCUGGGUACAUUCGAGCACACUAUGAAACGGAUUUUCCACGACCAUUUAGAUAAGUUUGUCGUGGUCUACCUAGACGACAUUCUGAUCUUUAGUAAGUCUGCCGAGGAGCAUGCACAACAUGUUGAGACGGUACUUUCACUCCUUCGACAACACAAGUAUAAGGUCAACUUAGAGAAGUGUGAAUUCGGUCGCACUAAGAUACUAUACUUGGGUCAUGAAGUAUCCGGGGAGGGAAUUAGGCCGGAAGAUGCCAAGGUGGCUAGUAUUCGAGACGGGCCACGACCUCAGACAGUCACUGAGGUCAGGUCAUUCUUAGGAAUGUGCGRCUACUAUAGAAACUUCGUUAAGAACUAUUCUACAGUCGCCUCUCCUUUGACUGAUCUAACUCGACUUGACACACCGUGGGACUGGAGUGAUGAGUGCGAGGGUGCUUUCAAGAGAUUGAAGCAUGCACUCAUGAAUCAUGAAGUUCUCAUGGUUCCUGAUCCGCAGAAGCCAUUCAUAGUGACCAYUGAYGCAAGCCAAUACGACAUUGGCGCAGUGCUGGCUCAGCARGAUGGGAAAAAGUUGAGACCGAUUGAGUACAUGAGUAAGAAGAUGCCAUCGAAGAAGUUGGCUAAGUCCACCUACGAAAGGGAACUCUAUGCUCUCUACAAGGCACUUGUCCAUUGGAGACAAUUCCUUUUGGGAAGGUUCUUCUAUCUGAGGAUUGAUCAUCAGGCCCUCAAAUGGAUCAAGACUCAACCGGCUCUUUCUGAUGCACUCAAGCGAUGGAUUGAGGUCAUAGACCAAUAUGACUUCAAGCUUGAGUACCUGAAGGGAGAGUACAACAAGGUUGCAGACGCGCUAUCCCGUAGAGCAGACUACCUAGGUGCUCUAGUUUAUGAAUUCGGCGUAUCUAACGAAGUAACUCAAUCAUUGGUGGGAGCCUAUCAGGAAGACCCUGUCACGAUGGACAUCAUCCGCAAACUUCAGGCAAAAGACAAGGCCACAAAAAGUGAAUUUGUGAUGGUGGAUGGGCUAAUCUAUCUUGAUAAGGCCGGAAUAAAGAGAUUGGUAGUUCCAUGUAGUGAACAGUUGCGUAGUUUAUUUUUAGGCGAAUGUCAUGACGCAACUGGGCACUUUGGCUACAAGAAGACGAGUGCCAACUUAGUACAACGAUUUUGGUGGCCCAAAAUGCUAGAUGACGCAAAGAAGUAUGUUGAGACCUGUCAGGUCUGUCAGCGGGACAAGCCGCGAACUCAAGCACCACUUGUGUUGUUAAAGCCUUUACCUAUUCCUGAUGGUCCAAGAUUGAGUGUUUCCAUGGAUUUCAUGGACACCCUAGUGACCAGCAAGAGCGGUGGCCUGAUACAGAAGCUGCGUGAGAACAAUUUUGAAUAUACUGUUGGGGAGGUGACCGUUAGAUUGGCGCAAUCCUAUGGCUUUUGCUGGGGCGUGGAGAGGGCAGUUCAGAUGGCGUACGAAGCGCGAAAGCAUUUCCCGGACCAGAGGAUCUGGCUCACGAAUGAGAUCAUCCACAAUCCAACGGUCAACGAGAGGCUGGACGAAAUGAAAGUGAAGGUUUUACCUGUUGUGGAUAAUGUGAAGAGCUUUGAACUUGUUGGGCAAGGGGACGUUGUCAUGUUGCCGGCCUUCGGUGCUGCAGUUCAAGAAAUGCAACUUUUAGCUGACAAGAAAGUGCAGAUUGUGGAUACAACCUGUCCUUGGGUGUCAAAGGUUUGGAAUGCCGUAGAGAAACAGAAGAAGAGCGACUACACCUCGGUGAUCCAUGGGAAGUAUGGGCAUGAAGAGACGGUGGCAACCAAGUCCUUUGCAAAAAAUUAUAUUGUCGUGAAGGAAAUGAAUGAGGCAAGAUAUGUGUGUGACUACAUUUUGGGAGGAAAACUCGAUGGAUCCAGCGGUACAAGGGAGGAGUUUCUUGAGAAAUUCAAAUAUGCUAUAUCUGAAGGAUUUGACCCAGAUGUUCAUCUGGAAAAGGUUGGAAUUGCAAAUCAGACGACAAUGUUGAAGAGCGAAACGGAAAUGAUCGGAAAGCUGUUUGAGAAAACAAUGAUGGACAAAUUUGGCCUCACCAAUGUAAACGAGCAUUUCAUGUCGUUGAACACCAUCUGUGAUGCAACUCAGGAGCGUCAAGAUGCAAUGUAUGAGCUGGUUGAGAAGCCACUGGAUCUAAUGCUGGUGAUUGGAGGUUUCAAUUCUUCCAACACCAGCCACUUGCAAGAAAUUGCCGAGUUUAAGGGAAUUCCAUCAUAUUGGGUGGAUAGUGAAAAAAGGAUUGGUCCUGGGAACAAGGUGCUACACCGCCUGAUGCAUGGGGAGUUGGUUGAGACAGAGGGUUUUCUUCCAGAAGGGCCUAUCACCAUCGGAGUUACAUCAGGUGCAUCUACUCCAGAUAAGGUGGUUGAGGAUACGCUGAACAACUUGUUCCGCGUGAAGCGUGAAAUGUCAGGACAGCUGGUGUAGGGUGAACGAUGCAGAUGACCUAAUAUUCUAUUUCUCUCUUUUCUCCUUCAGCCCAUCAUUUCCCCAUUCCCAUUCUCUACCCAUCACUACUUAUCUGUAAAACUGGUUGUCGGAGAGCUCUGUCAAUGCCAGAUCUGCACUUAUGCGGAGCAAGGAGUAGGAAUGAACCUACGGGCAGUUGGACGUGUACUACGUACGCACCAGGCGCGGUGCAUGGGUGCAUGAGUGUAUAGUACUGUAUACAGGAAGGCAAGGAGGGAAGAAGAAGAAGAAGAACAGCAACAAGAAUAGGAAGAAUGUCAAAAAGGCAAGUUUCCUCAGCAAGGAGAAGCUCUCUUUUUGGUCCAUGGAUUUUUCCUAUUGGGACCUUGAGGAUAGGUGGUGUCUCUAUCUCAUCUCUGGAGUAAGUGAAACGGAUGUAUAUUUUCAAUUAUUAUUUUGUCAGAGAGACACAGCAAUUACCUCCCUUUGCAUAGCAAAGUUACAUAGGAAUGAUAGAGAGCAGAAGAGAAGGGAGGUGAGAAAUGAGAUAGGAGAUGAAAUAGGAUUAGUUAACAACACAAGGUUGAGUGCAUAUGACGUCGUCGAAUGAACUUGUUGUUGUCUGGUCGAUGUGCAACAGACCUGCUGUCGGGUCAGCGCGUCAGACGGACCUGUUAUCUGGUCAAAAGACCUGUUGACUGGUCAAACAACUUGCAAUCCGUCGAACGAUCCUGUUCUCCGGUCAAAGGGUCCGAGUAGCGGUGACCUGUCUUCUGGUCAAACUGACGUGUUGUUUGGUCGAGCAUAGUCGUUGUGUAGACAUUAGCAACAACUCUUUGGUCAAACCAAUCUGACUUGGUCGGUCAGAACGAGCUGUUUGGUCAACCAGACCUGAUUUGGUCUGGAUGCACCUGACCUGUUUUCUGGUUUAAAUUACCUAUUCUUUGGUCAAGAAUAGCAGUUGUCUGGUCAACACACACACCCGGGAUCUGGUCAAACGACCUGUGGUCCGGUCGACCAAUCCUGUUAUCUGGUCAAAUGGUCUGAAUAGACCUGCCCUGUCUUCGUGUCAAACUUGUUGUCUGGUCAAGCAUAGCAGUUUGUCCGGUCAAAUUGUCCGAAUAGACCUGACCUGUCGUACGGUCAAACUAACCUCCUGUUUGGUCAAACAUAACAGUUGUCGUCUGGUCAAACGGACCUAUUGUCUGAGCAAGCAGCAGGUUGUUUGCUUAAACAGAUCUGACCUUGGUUUGUGCCCUGCCCAUCGUGGCGCUCUGCCUGAGCGCUAGACUUGCCGCGAGGGCCGAACGGCUCGCCCUUCAACUGUUCAAUAUUGUGAAGGAGAUUUCCUUCACGACACUUACAUUUCCGACACUGGAGUGUCAUGCGCAAUGCUGAAGCCGUGGAGGGUUGGCCGACACCCACCUGUUUGGUAAGGUGGACCUCGUUUGGCCAAGCGGCCAAAUGAAUCUUUUGCCUGAGGCUACGAGCCUGGCCAGUUUUCUGGUCCGAGCUAACCUGUCGUAUGCCAGACAAGGGUGAAUACCUGUUUGAUGGCGCUGACCUGACUUUGCCUGUGGUCAAAACCACCACCUGUUUUGUAAAGCAGAGCUGCUGGUUGGUCAAAGGUCAAACAGACUGGUUGCAUGGGGCAAAAUGGCUGUGACGUCUGUGGUCGGCUUGCACUGCUGUUUGCAGACGUCAUCCCUUCUGUAAGGCGAAGUGAGAAAAGACGAGUUUGGAAUAUGGGAGUAGAAGUAGUAUUUAACAAAAAUAGAAAAGAUUAAAAAAAAAAAAAAAAAAAAAAAGAUAAAAAGUGUUGAAAAGGGAGGGUGGUUGUAUAACUUGUAUUUGUAAUGUCCGCAUUGUCCGGGAAAAAUGGCUGCAGGAAAGUUGGGUCAAAACGUCUGGUCAAAAUGACAGCGAGCAACUCUCGCAAUUCUCAGGUGGACUUGCUCCGGGUCUGAACUGAAGACAAGUUUUUUGCUGAGUAUUUUUCUGCAGACUGCACUUUGCUUCCCUCCAUUCGUUCAUUUCAUAAAGCUCCUUCAGAAUUUGUCUGGUUGCUGGCUUGCAAUCACUAUUCAUUGCUCGCGGCCACAGUCGAAAAGAAAAACUGUGUUCUCCUA
This is a messenger RNA of Chara braunii, 5505 nucleotides long. Lineage: Eukaryota; Viridiplantae; Streptophyta; Charophyceae; Charales; Characeae. The record is from the annotation of a GenBank genome assembly.